CAACAGGAGCAGCAGCAGCAACCACUGUUUGUAUCUUUGCAUCAGCAUGGCGAACCGUUUCCUGCUGUCUUUAAUACCUUGGUAGACACAAAAGUGGAUGGCUGGAAUGAGAAAAGGCUAUUAAAGCAGGUCAUGCAAGGCAUUGGUCUGAGGCUUCUCGAUUCACCUGUAAACAUACUACACAGUAUGAAGGACGCCGACGUACCUGUUUCAGAAAUAUCACCCACAAAAUUUUUGGAAUUUUUGAAAUCCUUCAAAAGAACUGAUAUCAAACACAGAUGUAACAUUGUGAGUCGGGAUGGUGGUACACAUUUGUCAGAUACCAGCCUUCAAAAUAAGGAAAAUGUUUUCAAACUACUGCUGUACUGCAAACGCAGUGACGAGUUUGUCUCUGAGAUUAUUGGCGUGCCCUUGUGUUUGACUCAGGAUGGGAAACUACGAGAGUUCAUUGAAGGAAGUGAAAUAUUUUGCAGUAAGCAGUUUUCUAUUUUACCUUUGUCCAGCCGGUUGUUUCUUCAUGAAGACUUAGUAUUGCUUUGUGACGAAAAGGAACUCCAGGAAACCAUAUUCAAACGUUUUGAUAUUCCUUCAUUUACUGAGUACUUAGCAGAAAACGUGAGUCAAGAAAAGUAUAGGAGUCCCAGGAAAAUGGUUGAUUGGUUGCCUUAUAAUGAAAACAUUCCCCGUUCAUCAUGGAUUUGCAAUGUGUGGGACUUUUUGGUAGAACAGGAAAAGAAAAGUAAGGACAAACAGGAAGCAGAUGGAUUUCGUUCUGACGCAGGUGAAGUUGUUCGGACCCUUCCCGAAAAUUGGAGACCUGUUGCUCCAUGGAACCUUAUACCAUGUACACUCUUGGAAAAGACAGGCAACCUUGAAACACAGAGGACGGUGUUGUUAUCUUUAUCGAGUUUUGAAGAAGUGUUGGAUAUGAGAUCAUUUACAGGAGAUUUAAAGGAAGCAUUGGAAAAGCUUGGACUUCCCCUUCUUGACACAGAUGUAUUACAAAACUCAUUUCUCACCUCACUGUUACCGCAUGACAAAAUACCGGCUAUGGUUUUGAACUGUUUAUACUUACACCGCAAUGAAACUGGAUUCCAAAAGCUUUUAAACAAGACAGCUGAUGCUAUUUUGGAAUAUUUUGUGAACAAUAUCAAGGAGGUACAAAAGCUUCAGAAUUGGACAACAAAACUGAAAUCACUUCCAUUGCAUUUGACGAUACACAAGGAGCAUGUCUCACUUGAGAUGCAGAAUAGUGUACUCGUGCUUCCAAAUCAAAUACCACCAGAGGGAAUUAAAGAAUGGGGUCAGAAUUCAAGUACACUGAUUUUGAAACAAAAUCCUAAGCUAAAGCCAAUGUAUGAUUCCUUUGAGUACAUAGUGAGUAACACGUGUGAUGUUUACACAAGUCACAUUUUAGCCAAUGUUGAUUGUCUUCCAAGUGAACACAUUCCUAUUCACUUGAAAUACAUAAGGAAUGUGCUUCUUUCAACAUAUGAUAAUCAAUAUACUACCGAUCAGAAAAAUCUGAUUGCUACUCUAAGGAAGUUGAGCAUUUUUGACACAGAAAGAGGGGGACACAGACGUGCACUUGAAUUACAUAGUCCGCAUGUUGGACUUUUUCAGAUCAUGCAACCGCACCAGCUGCACUUUCCAAGUGCUCCUUUUGAUAAACCAGAAUGGCAAUCGUUUAUGGAACUCAUUGGCAUGGUCAAAGAAGCUUCCACUGAGUUGAUAGUUCAGUUUGCUCUGCAGAUUGAAGCAGACGGAAGCCAGACAAUCACGGAUGAAGUUUCAAAGAAAUCCAACUGUUUACUUGAAUACAUCUGGGGUAUCAACAAGUUAGAGAGUACGGGCGUGCUUUCAAGGAUUCGGACUAUAAAGUUUAUUGUGCCAUCACCAAUAUCCUUGAAAGAACAAAACAUUUAUCCACAAUAUGAAUCCGCAAAAUUAAUGGCAUUUGAGGGGGCUGUCCCAGAAAGGUACUGUACCUUUGUCUGGAGUAGCUGUAACAUCCUUCCAAGAAAAGCCAUCCCACCCUCAUAUUAUGACAAGAAGAAAUCAGAUGCAGUAGCAACACAACUGAGGGCGUGCUUGGGAAAACCACCGCUGGGGAAGGUUAUUCAACACACCCAGAAUAUAUGUGAUGCGCUGAAAGAACAGUGUGAAAAAAAACGCUGGCAGAAGAAUGAUAGAUAUCUCCAAAAUCUCAUGUCCGACAUCUAUAAGUAUUUGUGGGAUAAUGGAGCGAAACAGAUCAUUGUUUGUGAGCGUCUUCGUCAGAAACCGUUAGUAUAUUUACCAUCGGAAAACAAAUUUGUGACGUGUGGGAAUCUUGUUAUCCAUCUGGAGGAAUUUGGAGAAAUCAAACCUUACCUAUAUUCGGCUCCAGUGGUGUUUGGUAGUAACUUUGAACUGUUUCAAAUGCUUGGUACACAAGAGAGAUCCACAUGUGCAACGUAUGCAAGAGUGUUGGAGCAAAUCGCACAGGAUGUGAAAGACGAAGAACUUCAUCCAAAUGAAAGAUUGUCUGUGAUUUUUGCUGUAAGUGGUCUCUUUUCACAUUUGAAGAGAACAAACACUGAAAAUCACGCAGGCCUGGAAGUGGCAAUCCUGUAUUUGCCAACCGAAGAGUACAAAAUGGUGGGUUCUACACAAAUGAUUUACUCUAACAACGGUGUUUUUCAUGAUGCAAUAGGGAAGAAAGCAGGCUUGCCUUAUUUUGUUGGUUUCAAAUAUUUAAAGCUACCUUAUUAUAGUAUUGAAACAUUACCAGUCAAAUAUAGACCUCGUAUUUUAACAAAGAUGGUAAGAAAAAGGGUUGAUGUGGCAAAUGUAGAAGUUAUGCAGGGGCCUCAUACAAAACUUCUACAGGAGUUCAUGCAAAGUCCUGAGUUUGUUGAGGGGCUCCUUCGAAUUUCACACCAUGACAAACAUGAGAGACGACUGAAAACAACAACUUCAGUAUCUAAAGAAGUAGAGGAAAGCAGUGUGGUAUCUGGACUUCAGAAAAUCAAAGUGCUACAAGUAAAGGACUUGAAAGUUGACUAUGUUUUUAACGAAGAAGUGGUAGGAUCUAGCACAGAUGUGUUUGGUCAUAUACAAAAGGAUGAAAAUGGCCCACAAGGGUUCGCAUGGAACUUUUACACGAAGGUCCCUGAUGGAAUGGAAAGAAGCCAAUGGGUUAUUGAGAUCGAACAUGAAUUUUUAAAACUGAUCAAGAAAUCCACUGAUAUUGAUUGCUCGAGGUAUGGAUCACUGAUGCUGAAAAUUCUCAUGGCAAUGGAUCACCCAGAAAACAUUUCUUUCAUUUUGGAUCGAAACGGGCUUCAAGAAUAUUGGAUGAAUGCGUCACUUUUGGAAAGUUUUCUCCCAGAAUGUGGGACUUAUGUUCAUAAAAAGUGGCAUCACAUGCUGGACAACACCACAUUUAUGUUUGACAAAGGGGAAUAUGUGGCACUACAUCUACAUGAUCAGGAAGAAAAUGAUUCUGAGGAAAGCGACAUGUACAUAUUUGCAAUGAUAGUGAAGCAAAUAGAUUGUGAUACGGAGGGAGACUUAUCGCAAGAACUGACCAAAUACAAAGUAGAUGUUGGAGAAGACAGAAUUCUUGAAAAAUAUGCUUACGAUAUAUAUAAAAUUCUUAGGAAGAAAACAAAUUCCAAGGAACUUGUCAUUGCUGUUGAAGUUGCCAACGAAAUGCCUGCUAAGACGAUACCUCUUGAAGUGAAUUUCAGAGAAGUUAGAAGAAAGCUUUUGGCUAUGUGGGCUUUACCAGAAAUGGAAAGAAAACGGAUCUUUAAGAGAUACCUAAGGCGAUGGCACCCAGACAAGAACGCCGGUAAUGAGAAACAGGCAACAGCCACUUUCCAGUACAUCAUGUUCGUAUGGGACAGACUCACGAAUGGUGAUCCUGUUAAGGUUGACGAUGAUGUCGACCCCUCGAAUUAUUUUCAUUCUCGACCAUCCACAAACCAGGGUUUCUAUGAUAAUAUCUAUCGCCAAUGUUCUAGAGAAAGAGAAUGGCAUCAAGCAUCAUCGGGGCCGAGAGGAGGGCGACAAAGAUCCCACUAUCGUGACAAUGAUCCCGUGUCUAACCCAAUGCAACAAAGGAAGUGGUUCAAACAGGCAGAACUUGAUCUUUGUGCAGCAGAACAUUUCAUGGAGUCAGCAGAGGAUGUGCAAGGGUUCAAUUGGAUAUGUUACAUGUGCCAUCAGGCAGUGGAGAAGUCGCUGAAGUCGAUGGUGUAUGGAAAAAAUGCCAAUAAUGUCACCAGAGGUCACGACAUUUGUCAGAUAGCAUCAUCUUUAAAUGAUGCUUCCCUAUUAAAUGCCGUUGGUGAAAUACAAACCCUCCUUGGAAACCACACAUUCAUGCGAUAUCCGGAUGUACAUGCAGCGGGAAGGAUUCCCUCGACGUCCUUCACCAGAAAUCAAGCAGAAUCAGCUCUCAGGAUAGCAAAGAGGAUCCUGGAGGAAGUGAACACGAAGAACUAAA
Messenger RNA from Pecten maximus, 4495 nucleotides. RefSeq names its product sacsin-like. The record is from RefSeq and is a predicted model, not a curated record. NCBI's taxonomy places the organism in Eukaryota, Metazoa, Mollusca, Bivalvia, Pectinida, Pectinidae. The transcript has 2 exons. The annotation marks the transcript as partial. Gene Ontology annotation, molecular function: Hsp70 protein binding.